AUGUCUGCACACUCCAUGCUCUGUGAACGCAUCACCAUAGCCAAGGAACUGAUCAAGAGAGCAGAAUCACUUUCCAGAUCAAGAAAAGGGGGCAUCGAAGGUGGUGCCAAGCUGUGCAGCAAGUUGAAGGCGGAAUUAAAAUUCUUACAGAAAGUAGAAGCUGGAAAAGUAGCUAUUAAAGAGUCCCACUUGCAGAGCACUAACCUGACACACCUCAGAGCCAUCGUGGAAUCAGCAGAAAACCUGGAGGAAGUGGUCAGUGUUCUCCAUGUCUUUGGUUACACAGACACCUUUGGAGAAAAGCAGACCCUUGUGGUGGAUGUUGUUGCAAAUGGUGGUCAUACUUGGGUGAAAGCCAUUGGCCGCAAGGCUGAAGCUCUGCAUAACAUUUGGCUGGGCAGGGGCCAGUAUGGUGACAAAAGCAUUAUUGAGCAGGCUGAAGACUUCCUCCAGGCCAGUCACCAGCAGCCCGUGCAGUAUAGCAACCCUCACAUCAUCUUUGCAUUUUACAAUAGCGUCUCCAGCCCCAUGGCUGAGAAGCUGAAAGAAAUGGGCAUAUCAGUGAGGGGGGACAUAGUAGCAGUGAAUUCUCUGUUAGAUCACCCCGAAGAGCUCCAGCCCAGUGAGAGUGAAUCAGGUGAUGAGGGCCCUGAACUUUUGCAGGUGACCCGGGUAGACCGAGAAAACAUCCUAGCAAGUGUCGCGUUUCCUACAGAAAUCAAGGUGGAUGUGUGCAAAAGAGUCAACCUGGACAUUACUACUUUAAUCACCUACGUAUCUGCGCUCAGCUAUGGAGGCUGCCACUUUAUCUUCAAAGAAAAAGUGCUCACGGAACAAGCAGAGCAGGAGAGGAAAGAGCAGGUUCUGCCGCAGCUGGAGGCAUUUAUGAAGGACAAGGAGUUGUUUGCUUGCGAAUCUGCUGUCAAGGAUUUUCAGUCUAUUCUAGAUACCUUAGGAGGACCCGGGGAGAGAGAGCGAGCUGCGAUGCUGAUUAAGCGAAUUAAUGUGGUCCCAGACCAGCCUUCGGAGCGUGCCUUGAAACUAGUGGCUAGUUCAAAAAUUAACAGCCGCUCAUUAACAAUUUUUGGGACAGGAGACACCCUGAAAGCCAUUACAAUGACUGCCAAUAGUGGUUUUGUCCGGGCUGCCAACAACCAGGGUGUUAAGUUUAGUGUAUUUAUCCAUCAGCCAAGAGCGCUUACUGAGAGCAAAGAGACCCUAGCUACCCCCUUACCAAAAGACUGCACAACUGACAAUGAACACUAA
Molecule: messenger RNA, 1266 nt
Organism: Rangifer tarandus platyrhynchus (Svalbard reindeer)
Lineage: Eukaryota; Metazoa; Chordata; Mammalia; Artiodactyla; Cervidae
Source: the annotation of a GenBank genome assembly